Molecule: messenger RNA, 1044 nt
Organism: Penaeus monodon (black tiger shrimp)
Lineage: Eukaryota; Metazoa; Arthropoda; Malacostraca; Decapoda; Penaeidae
Product: survival of motor neuron-related-splicing factor 30-like
Exons: 6
Coding region: 75-806 (243 amino acids)
Biological process (GO): mRNA processing; regulation of alternative mRNA splicing, via spliceosome
Cellular component (GO): precatalytic spliceosome; nucleus; cytoplasm
Molecular function (GO): RNA binding
Source: RefSeq, a predicted model, not a curated record
GAAAUUAGAGUGCAGUUCUGAAGACCGAAGGCGUUGUCGAUCUUCACCACAACACUCUUGGUAAACAAAACACAAUGGCGGAGGAUCUCGGUGCCAGUUUACAUACUUAUAAAGUUCAAUUAGAGCAGGUUGAGGCAGCGCUGACCUCAGACCCAAACAAUGCCGAGCUGCUGAAACUCAAAGGAGACUUGCAGGAGGUUAUCACACUCACCAGAAAUCUAAUUGAUGCACAAGCCAACUCUGCAACAACAAAUGCAGGGCAGAGUACGGAAGAACCAGUCACUACCUCAGGAGCUGUCAAAGCAUGGAAGGUUGGGGAUAAGUGCCUGGCUAUCUGGUCAGAAGAUUCUCAAUGGUACGAUGCAGUUAUUGAUGCCAUAACAGAUGAUGGGCUUGUAGCUGUCAGUUUUGAGGGCUAUGGAAAUUCAGAUGUAACUAAGCUAUCAUUACUGAAGGAAAGAAUCCCAGGGGAAAGCAGAGGUCAACACAAGCCUGGUGCCUCAGCAGAACUAGAUAAGAAUAAGAGAAAGCAGAUGGAAGCUCAGCGUCAGCAGGCUAAGAAGAGGAAGCAGAAGAAGCAUGACCGUCAAAAAAUGAUAGAGGAGGCACAUGAAGCAGAUAAGGCCAAGUGGCAAGCAUUUUCAACCAAAGUUAGAGGGACAAAAAAGUUGAAGGGAGUCACCAAAAAGUCGAUAUUUGCCACUCCGGAUGCAGCAAAUGGAAGAGUUGGUAUUGGCACUUGUGGCAUUGGCGGCAAGCCCAUGACGGAAUACACUCACGCAGAAAAGUGGCGAAAAGGGACAUAGUGACUGAACGGCCAACAAGAAUCUAGGAUUGCGUAAGCUAAGAAGCGAAUAUAAUUAAGGAAUAUUAUUUAUAGUGACAGUGGACAGCAAUGAACCAUGUGCAGGCCAUUGUAUUUGUAGUGAAUGAUUUUAAUACAUUUUGUGGUGAUGUGACAUGGAAUAUUAUCAGACUGCUACAGCUUGUCAAGCUUACCAUGUUCAGUGAUGGAAAAAACUUGUGCAAACGAUUUUCUCUCUC